Messenger RNA from Pelobates cultripes (western spadefoot toad), 17330 nucleotides. NCBI's taxonomy places the organism in Eukaryota, Metazoa, Chordata, Amphibia, Anura, Pelobatidae. The record is from the annotation of a GenBank genome assembly.
CUCAGAGGCAACAUGGACACAGUGACUCUUCUCCUCAUUUUCCUGGUCUCCUGCAUCCUGUGUUUCUACACCUGGAACAGCAUGUACCGGGGACAAAACUUGCCUCCUGGACCUACCCCACUGCCCAUUCUCGGGAACCUUCUUCAGCUGAAGUCAGGGCAGAUGCUGGAAUGCCUGUCAAAGGUUGGUAAUCUAAUGGGACAAGUGCCAAGCUAUUGGCUCAUCGAUAAUGCUUAUAUUGCAGGAAAGAUAGUUACACUGAAACACUGCAAGUUAUUGAUCACUAAUUCUGCUUUUUAUAAAUUAGAGAAACUCUGAGCAAAAGUUAUUUCAGUUGAAAUAAGCACAAUAUAGAUACUCAACAAAAAAAUGAUGAGUUCUAUAAGACACAAUAUGGCUAACAAACAGGGGAAUCAGAUUUUCCACAUUCUGUCCCUUAGCCGGAGAUUCUUCCCCUGUCCUCUUUUCCAAACACCAACACUCUUUGUUUUGUCUUUCACUAAACCCAUAUGCUUUCUCUGGGAUCUUAAAAGUGCGAUGGUGCCAAGAAGUACAAAGCAUAAACAGCCAUGCUUCCGUCUAUAAAAAGGCAGAACACAGAGCCAAAUGGAAGUAAAUUAAAAAGGGUUUAAGAAAACACCCUUAAAACAGACCAAAUCUCAGCAACUUGCCUUUUAUUUAGUUUAUUUAGUCCCAACUCAUGUAUUUAUUUUAACUCGGUUGUACCAUUAGACGGGAAACCUGUAACAUGAAUGUUUCAGAAUGAUCCCACCCAAAAGGCUCCAGAAAGAAAAAGCCAAUGAAUCACAGUGUACAGAAAACAAGUCACCAUGUACAGAAUACACAUCAACCCCAACGUAUGUUCUCUGCUAGUGUUGGGUCUUGUGAGUGAGGUGUUACUGAGACACCAAUAGGUUCAGUGAGCAGCGGAUACAAGACUGUAUUGCACUUGUGACUACUAAGAUUAUAGACAGAUGAGCCAUGGUGUAAGGGAUUACUGGAAAUGGGUAACAACUCAAUUAGGUAGCCCACAUGUAUGAAUGGUAGCUCCCUAGUAGAUGGCAGUCUUGUGCAAGCUGAAAAAUUAGGUGCAUCCAAAUGGAUUUACCCAAAAGUGCAUUUAUUUCUGGACGUUUGGGAUUUCCUCCAAGGGGCGUUUGGUUUGGAUAAAUUUCAAUCACGUUGUUGUUUUGGGAUGAAUGAUUCGGAUCAGUGAUUUCAGAGGCAAAAAAAAUAUCUGUAUUUAUAUGUUUAUCCAUUAUGUAUUUCCACUUCUCACUUCAUCUGCAAAUAAAAAAAAAAAACAGUUAUGAACCAUCAACUAUCUUUUUUUUUUCCACUAUACAUUUUCAUAAAAGAAACAAAAAGGUUGCUUCAAUGUCUGGCUCACUUGUUUCUUUAUUUAAUUAUAUGGCUAUUUGGAACUUGGAACUUCGAAUGAUUAGCAUACACCUAUCUUAAAACUAAUAAGAAGAGAUGAGUACUUGGGAUAACAAAUACAGUAAGGCCUAUCAUGAUACUUUCUAUGAGCAUUCUAAGCAACAUUCUUAUGUUAUGCUCAUUUCUAAUUUUCCUGCAGCUUGAGAACAGAAAAAGCUUAGAAUAUAAUUAUAAAGCAAUAUAUCAUAAACUGCAUACCUGCCCAAGUAGAAUGAUGGAUUGUUUACUCACAUGGUAGAGAGCCUUUAAAACAUGCUCCCACUUGUACUCACCUGUUACAGUCGCAAUUCUGAAUUACAUGGAACCCAACUAGGAACAUUCCUCUUUAAUACAAUUGCUAGAAUUGUGUUUACAUUGGGAAACUGAAACAGUUUUGUUUUAAAACAUUCUUCCAAUUCUAACUGUAGUCCCAAAUCCCUUUCCCAUGCUAUCAUGAAAUCAGAUUUAUAAGCAGUGACUGAAAAGAUAUAGGAAUAGUAUAAAGAGAUUGCUCACAUGAUCAUCAUUGGAAAUUCUUGACUAUUCCAUCGAUGAAAUACUUGGUAACAAAAUCUACAAACUGGAAUUAAGGCAACGCUCUCCCCAAAAUGUCCAAUUAACAUCCCAUUGGGGCAACUGGGAAAAUGAUGUUAGGAAAAAAUAUCUCCUUUUAUUUCAUAUUACCUGAAUUAUUUGAAAACAUUUUAUAGCAGCUGUCAUGUUAAAAUGUUUAAUAAUAUUAAUUAUAAUAAUAUUUUAUAUAUAUAUAUAAUUAUUAUAUUUAAUAAUAUAAUUAUUAAUAAUAUUUUUUUUAUAUUUAUGUACACAAUAUAUUUAAAAUGUAUGUACUUAUAGAUGGAAACUCCUUUCCCUUUCCUGUUGUUAUCCCUCUUCCUGUUGUAUUCCCAAAUUUUAAUUGUUAUAUUUCUAUGUUUUGAAAAAUCUUCAGUAAAAAAUGACUUGAAAGGGAGCCGUUUUGUUUAGCAUGUACUGGAGUUAGAGUAAACAGAAAGCAGACUCUCCAUAGAUUCAUAGAUGCUCACACAGGAUAGAUGAGGUGGGUGGUAUCUGCUUAUAAACACAGUAAGGCAGCGAGUAGUUUGGCAGCCCUAUUCUGUAACAGGAGAUCCAGCAGUUAGCAGCAAAGCUGAAAGUGCCGUCAAACAGUCUGGUUCAGCAGCAGAGGAUGCAACUGUUGAAUAAGCAAACAGAAAGGAUAGCCUGGUAGUUCUGUUCAGCAGCAGUGACACAUGGGGAGGCAUGGGAAGACACGGGAAGAAACGGGAAGGAAAGUCCUUAUCUCCCUCAUCAUUGAAUCUUUAUUUUUAUGGGUAUAUAUGUAUACAUUGCAAACCUGUUUUAUAAAGCAGCUUUAAUAAAAAUGUAAUUUUUUUUCUUCAACGAAUGAAACGUUGUUGCUUACCUUUUUGUUGACAUUCGGCUGCAACUCAGCAACUCAAUCACAAUGUGAAUAUUACAUGGCAAAUCAACCUUCCCAUUUUUUGAUACAGGGUGGUAAGUAUUGACAAAUUAAAAAAUAAAUAAAUAAAUAGACUCCGAGUGAAAAGGGUAGGAUUUCUGGAGCUUGUUUCUUAUACGUGUGGCAACUUGAUCUUCCCAAACCAGAGUCUGUUCUUUCAGGAGAUGUAGAUAAAAAGGAGAUGUAGGGAAGCAGCGCCUUCAGGAGUGUUCUCAGAUUCGAGUGGGGAUAUACCAAUGUAGGGAAUAAAAGGAGAAAGAAGAAUAUAGUGUGGUAUAUUUGAAACUGGUAAUAAUUGAUAAAACACUUACAAUUUUCUGUUGAGGAUUCCCUGAUGACCGGGGGUUUUACGGUUGACCACCAUCUCUUUACCUGGAGAAUUGAGCAAAUUAUGGACAGACCCUUGUUGAUUCAACCAGUUGGGAAGAAUAAUCCAACAGACAAAAAGAAUUUCUGGUGAAAUAUAAAUAUAUAGUUUCAAUAGAUCUCCAUGAGCAGAUCAGAAUCAAAUUCUACUAACAAUGCAUUGGUUAGUAAGUUAUCUUUCAUCUUACAGAGUUCUGACGUAUACCAUAUGUUGUCUUUGCCAAAUUAUGGAUGUUGUAUAAUCCUUACCCCCUGAUUUGCUGAUCACCAGAUAAACGCUUAAUAUUCUUAUAUGUUUAUUAUUUUAUCAUUGGAAAUGUAUCAAACUGCACUGCAAACAUUCUGCUCUAUCAUUAGAUAUAUCUAUGCUAAUGGUAUCUAUGAAAUAUCACUUAUCUUACAGUUUAUUCUUAUAGUUAGUUUAUGUCUUAAAUUUAAUCUUUAAUCUUAUGUAGCCAAAUGUUGUGGCAGAUGGGUACAAAAUAAAAGGAGAAAAACAAGCUAGCUGAGGUUACAUGAAGGUAUGUCUAUUGCUAUAUGAAACUCAGCAUGAGUUAUCAUAUUUAGUCAUUUCACUUGAAAACGUGUUCCUGAUUAUUACAAAUGUGUUUUCCUGACCCUAUAGUUUUUAUUUCCCUCCCCCCCGAUAAUACCCUUAAAUAUGGUUAAAACUCAGCUUUAUGCCAGCCGCCCCUUUGGCUGAGAUCUUCAAAAUUCAUAAUCUCAGCCAAUCCAAUGCUUUCCCAUAGGAAAACAUUGGGAGGCUAACGUGAACGCAUGAUAAACACCAUGCUGGCCAUAGAUUCCUAAGAAGUUAUUUAAUUUAACCUAAAAUAAUUUUCAUUAUUUCAUAUUUUCCAUAAUUUCAGUUAAGCUGUGGGUUGAUAUUAUAUGAUGACUUUUACCUGCCUGUGGUGAUUUAUGGGAGAUAUAGCCAGUAUCUAGGUAUUAACACAACAGAAGCCCCUGUGUUUGCAUAUUUUAUAACUUGUCACAUGAUUGACAGAUGCAAAAGACAUACGGGGAUGUGUAUACUCUGUAUCUCGGGCCCCGGAGAGUGGUGGUGCUAUGUGGGUACGAUGUUGUCAAGGAAGCCCUGGUGGACAACAGAGACGAAUUUGGAAUGAGAGGCCUCUUGCCAGUCAUAGAUCCAUAUACUAUGAGCCAUGGUAAGUAAAACCUCCAAUCGGAUUUUGUGUUAGCCAGAUUACAUUACGCACUACUCCUUGGCUUCCUUGACAGCAUACUUGAUGCUGAUUGUGUCUUGCAGGUGUUAUUUUCAGUAAUGGAGACCGCUGGAAAGAACUCCGCCGCUUUUCCAUCAAGACUUUGAAAAAUUUUGGGAUGGGAAAACGAUCCGUUGAAGACAGAACCAAGGAAGAGGUGCAAUUCCUGAUAGAUGAAUUUAAAAGAAAGAACGGUAAACACUCAUGAGGACGUUUACUCAUCGGGUUUGGGAACAAUGGUGUAAAUGUCUAGGAACCUACUACCCUACCAACCCAACCAUAUUAGUUAUAAAGCAGUGAUACUUGAAACUUUGAUUAGAUAGUAUCUUCCCAAGACAUACAUUUCAUAUUGUCUGAUAAACUUUUUAUUUUGUUUAUUUCUGGCAUUUAUAAAGCACCACGAUUGCUCUACGAUUGGAGGAUGGGGGAAUGAUUUAAUAUUUCUGGAUAAAUGUAAUUUUAUAUAUAAAAAAUAUAUAAUAUAAAAAGGUAUAUGAAUACAUAAAAAUUAAAAAAAAUAUGAACAUAUUGUUUUCUUUUCAAAACAUUAAGUUAUUUUAAAUGUUUAUACAAACAUAUCAAAUCAUUUGAAAAACUUAAACAAAAAUAUUAAACUGAGGCCCAAGUUUUUAACAUGAAUCAAAAUAGUAAUACAGGGUUAAUUGCUAAAGUGAAAAUUAUGUGGAAAAGGUGAAUUCAAAGUGAUUUUCAAAUGUAAUGAAUUCAAAGUGACUUUCAAAUGUAAGGCCAAAAUAGUUGUGUGCAAACUUCCAGAAGUAAGGAAGUGAGGUAGCAUUGCUGGUUCCUCUAGAAGAAUCCUUCUCUCCUCUACCCUGUAGCGGAGUAGCAGUAUUAUCCACGGUAUCUCCGCUGGUAGACAGAAUCAAGCAGGCACAAAGCAGGUAAAAUCCAGGUAGCGUAGUUACAAUCCCUUUCUCCCAAGAACUAGACGACACAUAGCUUGGAGGUCAACUGAGGUUUAUUUUCAGGUCACGGUAUUUAUGGAAUUGCCCAUGCAAGGGGUUUCCCUACUGACAUUUCAGGGGUUGUACAGUAGGGGACUACAUGGGGAACUGCCCAACACACACAAUCUUCCCAUCAUACACUGCUGGACGAGAGGGAUACUCCCACUGGAAUAUACCGUUAAUGGGAUUAUCCUUCCGUGCAGCAGAACUCACUUUUUACAUUAAAAUACAUAACUUUCACAUUAUUCAUUACUUUUACACGAACGGACGUUAGGUAGAUAGCUGGAGGCUGAGCACAUCGUUCGUGAGAUUACCGCUCAGCUCCCAGUCUAACUAACCGACCGCCGUACGAAAUACACAUAAUUUCAACAUAGGUUAAAAAUACUGAUUAUCGUAAGGGGAAUGAACUACCGAACGGCCGAGGUUCCCGAACGGCCUGGAAGUCCAGCGGUGUUCGUGCCGUCGAGUAGCCGUUUUUAGUUCCAGGCGCUCAACGACAAAACACCGCUGGGCUAACAAAAGAAACAAGAUGGCCGACCACCGGGUGGUCGGUAUUCGAACGACGGCCACCUGGAAACACUCUUAAUUACCGAUUGCAACAUUGUUGCAAUCGGUUAAUGGGUGCCACACGACCCACUGUGUGUGGUCGUGCGUUCGGUAGGUUAUUCGUUUCACGAACAGGGUUUUCCUACCGCCAGCAUACGAAUGCCGUCAUUCACCUAAAAUACACAUAGCAUUGGUUUCUUAGGACUUAGCAGCCAUACAUACAUCUUUAUACAUAGUCUCUGGUGGCUAGUUUUGCCACAUACCCAUGGACCUUUUAAUUUUCAAACAUUUUUACACCCACACAAGUGAUCCAAACGUGGCAUAUGUAGCCCAUGAAGAUAUAAGACCUAUUGCUCGUCUGCGAUUAACUAGUCAUGACACUAAUUAAAGGAGCCAUAAAUUUAGUGGAUCUUAAAGUCUACCUACAUCAUUUCUGAAAUAGAAUGUGAGACCCUAGUAUUACUCGCACCUUGAUCCAAGACUGACUGUUGACAUUAUGGUAAAAGUCCAUCUCCCACAUACACCUAAUUCAAUUUAAUUUCUUUGAAUCAUCAUCCAACAUUAUGCUAUCUAUUUGAAAAAACUUUACAAGUGAUUUGUUUUAAAAAAAUCCCUUAAUACUUUAAUGGUUACCUCCAUAAAUAAAACAUUUAACAGAUCAUUUGAAAAGUUUACCUGCAAGUUUUAAAUUAAGAACAAAGUAUGUCCUCCCAUUGCACUGAUUAAUACAGUAAACAGAUUUAUAUAGUUAAAGAACCACUUCAUUUUUUUUUUAAAAAAAAUAUUUUCAUAUAAUUUUUGUUAUUAUAAGACCAUAUCGUCCAUUUUUUUAUUCAUUUAUAUUGAAAUUUGUGGAGAAAUCUCUUGACUGCCUUUCCCACAACCCUUUCUGACGGCCAUCUUUAGGCACCGUUGAUCGAAUUUCCAUUUAUCUGGCAAAAUGCUCACUAUUUGCUUUUGUUGCAUUUAUUUGUACCUUUUGUACACACAUUUAAAAAUAACUGAUUUGAACAAAACAACAAAAAUCUUGUUCUGGUGGUCUGAAAUUUGUCCCAGUGGCAUUUGACAACUUGUCAAUCAACCCAGAAUUGUGAGAAAUCAGUGUGUUUGAAACAGAAUACACAAGUCUAAGUAAAAGAUAAAUGAGUCGAUGAGGUUGAGAUGGCCAGUCCUGAUUACAUUUCCACUAGCUCUAAAUAAUAGUAAUUAUGUAUCCCCUUUACUUUCUUUCAGGAGAACUGAUUGACCCUAUCUAUUACUUCAGCCAGGUGGCAUCUAAUAUCAUAUGCUCCAUUAUUUUUGGGAAUAGAUAUAAGUACGAUGACCCUGAUUUCCGAAGACUCAUGCAGAUCAUAAAUGAAAUAUUUAUAGGAAUGUCGUCACCCUGGGGACAGGUAAAGGGCACUGUGUAUACCAGAUAGAGAGCGGAACGUUUUUCUCAGUUCAGUUAAACAGCAUUGAUCAUUCUGGAUCAAAAACACGAGAUGCCAGUUGAUUUUCAAGGAGGUGACAAUCUCGUCAGGUAUCUCUGUAGAUACUGAAGAUGCUUUCUGGUUAAUUAUUUUGUACUUUUUAAAUUCAUUGUUACUGUUAUUGUGUUGGUGCAGAAAUUAGUGGAGGAAAGUGGCAUUAAAUUAAUAUCCUAGUUAUCAAUAGAAGAACUAUUUCUUUAGAAAACUGGAUGAAAUUAGUAUUAAAAAAAAAAACUAUAGAAACUGCAAGCAACUGCAGUUAAUCAUUAUGGAAAUGAGAGAAAAUAUAUUUUUGGCUGAAAUAAAGUUGGAGAUUUAACCCUAUAAAUCUGUUUUAUCUCAAAGCAUUUAUUUCUUAAAUUUAAAUGCACUACAACCCCUGACUUCGAACAACCCAGAAACAUGUGGUUUUAAUGUUCUGUGAGAGAUUAAACAUUAUCUGAUCCAUGAAACUUGUAGCAAAUCAGAUGUUUUUUCUCUGUUUACACACAGCUUUUCGACAUGUUUAAUGUAGCGAUGAAAUAUUUACCAGGACCCCACCAUAACGCAGUCAAAAGUGCCUACAAGUUGGAGAAGUUUGUUCAAGAAAAGAUGGAGAUAGAUCGUAAAACCCUAAACCUGGACUGCCCACGCAACAUGAUAGAUAGUUUCUUUAUAAGAAUGGAAGAGGUAUGUGUGGCAGAACCCCUGUCCAUUCAUGAAUUUCCCUUUCUGUAUUUGUGUGUUUUUCCCUAAUAUCUGUACUGUACCCUGUUUCCCAUUCAGGAGUGUUAUCCAUUCCCCUCCCGAACGGAGACCACCCCAAUACCUCAUUUAGAAUGUUAUGUUAGAAUGUUGACAUCUCGCAACAUAAGUGUCAAAACCGCAAACCACAAGGGAAACAAUUAAUGAGUGCUUCCCUGGGUGGCUGCCAUUCGUACUGGCGAAUACCACCACAGGGAGCAUUUGUGGAUUGUUUCCCGCCUCCUUCAUCUCCCGAACGAGGACCUCCCUGGUGCCCCAUUGGAACUUUCACACCAAUUAAUCAGAACGUUCACACUCGCGACAUAGGUGUGAAACCACAAAGGAAGUAAUUAAUAAGUGUUUCCCUGGGUGGUUGCCAUUUGUAUAGACGAACGGCGGCCAGGGGGAGCAUUCAUACCCCAAAAGGAGAUGCUUCCCUUGUCUGGGUUUCACCCCUGGACCUUGCAAAUGGAGAUUAUUCGAUUGAGGGACCUAGGCGAGGGUCCCUGAGAUUGGUGUGGGCACUUUUGGGGCACUGGAGAGUUUGGCGGGCUCUCAUGAGCCUGAGGGACAAAGAGACCAGCUCCCAGGCACAGAAGCUCCUGGGAAGAAGACCCUGGCAGUUGAUGUGGGGAACCCUGGGGAUGUAGUGGUGGGCUUUGGGGAGAGAAUUCCACUGUUAAUAUAAAUGUUUAGGAACGGUUUGACACUUAUCGUGCUGCUAAUAAAAAUAAAAAUAGAGAAACAGCAUGUACCCUGGAAUCUGGUGUCGCCCAUACACCAGUUCAGUGUCAACAACACAUCUUUAAUAACUUAGUCAGCACUGUAUUUAGCACAAAGCUGACAAGACAUUUUCCUUGGGCGGCACUUUCAGGGGGGCGGCAAAAAAAGCCACCCAAUCACCCUGGCAGAUGCCUUGCCAGCCUCUGGUCCUGUGGGGCCCAGGAGCUGGCCGGCUGGCCACCUCACGGCCUCCUUGAGGCAGGCAUCUACUGAUGUAAGAGGCGGGCAGCGAUGGAGCACUCUCCCCUGAGCUCCCCUGCUCAGCUUCCUUGCGCGCACCGCAGUGAUGCCAGAGCAGGGAUAUGAUGUCACUGUGGCCCUGACAUCACUAAGAUGCACGCAAGGGAGCUCAGCAGGAGGAUCAGAGCUCCCUUGCCACCGGUCUCCAAUGUAAGCUUGCCUGCCCAACUGCCCAUGCCUGUGCCUGCCGAGCCAGACCACCAGUGCCAGCGCCACUGGACCCCAAAGAAGAAUCCACUCCAGCACUCCCAAAGGUAGGGAGGCUGGCUGGAUUGAAAUGUAAACAAAAAAUAAACAAAAAUUGUGAGUGUGUUAGUGAGUGUUAGUGUGUGUCUGUUAGUGAGUGUCAGUGUUAGUGUGUGUCUGUUAGUGAGAGUUAGUGUGUGUCAGUUAGUGACAGUGUGUGUGUCUCUUAGUGAGUGUUAGUGUGUGUGUGAUACACAUAUCUCAUAUGCUCAUAUGUGUAUGCAUGUGUCAGUGUGUGUAUGCGUGUCUGUCAGUUAGUGUAUAUGUGUGUCUGUCUGUGAAUGUGAGUGUAACUGAGUGAGUGUGUGUACGUCUGUGAAUGUUUCAGUGAAAUUGUGUGUUAGUUAAACAGUGUAUGAAAAUGACUGUGUAUCUGUAAGUGAGUGUAUGUCAGUGGAUUCAUCAAUGAGGGUGUGUGUCUGUCAGGAAGAUAAAUUUGGAGGUGGGGUGGGAGAGGGGGUUGCCCAUGUUUUGUCAUGCCUACAGCAGCACAAAACCAAAAUCCACAACUGACCCUAGUAUCCCUUUAUUAAAGUGCACAGCCAGUAGAGAGCUUUUUAUUAGCUGUCUGUGCACUUUAAUAGAUGGACACUGAAAUAUUGAAGAUUUACCUUGCUGUGUCCGUCCUUCUAGUCUGAGCUGAUCUGAUAAAGCGAUGUUCACACUUCUUCAUUAUCACGCCAACGUAUACUAAGUUUAAGGAGUAUUCUAACACAAUCAGCUAAAGAAUACUGUCCAAGCCUAAAAUGUGUUGUAGUGAUUACGCUGCCUAGAGUGUCCCCAUAAGAGAUACACUAAAAAAAUUGUUGUCUGUUAAAAUAUUUAUUUUAUGUCAUUAUAAUACUUUUUAGUUAUAAUUUGAAUCACUUUGUUUACUUUAUAGGAAAAAAAUAAUCCCUCAACUCAUUUCACCAUGAAAAAUUUAUUUAAAAACAUGACAUCUAUUUUUGUUGCUGGAACAGAGACAUUAAGCACAACAUUAAGGCAUGGAUUUCUGCUCUUCCUGAAAAAUCCUCAUAUUAAAGGUAAGGUCAAGACCCAAUGACCAAAUUAUUACUUGCAGUGUUUUUUGGCUCUGUAGAAAACUCUAGUCUUUUUACUGAUUUAGUAGUUUUGGAUAAGCUUCAAAUUAUUAAAUUUUUUUGAUAAUGCAUGCUAUGAUUUGAUAUUAUGAAAAAUAUUUUAAUAUUAAAUUUUUUUUAUAUAUAUAAUAUAUUUUGAUAUUGAUAUUUAAAAAAGUUAAAGUUUACUGAAACAUAUUAAAGAUUAUCCAAAAAUGUUAAAUCGUUUGUAAAGAUUAUCCAAAAGUAUUACAUUGAGAUCCAUAUUAGAUGGCUUGGAGCUAUACAUAACUCUUCUCAAAUUUUUUUCACUGUAGAAAAACUCCAAGAGGAGAUUGAUCGCGUCAUUGGCCGAGACCGAGUCCCGGAACCAGAAGACCGUUCUUCCAUGCCGUACACGGAUGCGGUCAUACAUGAGAUCCAGCGCUAUGCCAAUGUACUACCCAUGAAUCUACCUCAUGCUGUGGCAAAGGACAUUCAAUUCCGUGGCUUCACCAUUCCCAAGGUAUCUCUAUGUUGGACCAGCCACAGAUUUAAUUCAUUUUAUAUAAUGUAAACAUGCACUCUGAAACAAUUUGGUUCGCUUGAAUAGUUUUAUCCAUCAUUUCAGACCAAUGUUGUCUGUUCACACUGCAUAAAAAAAACAUUUGAUUGGUUUAAUUAUUUCAGAUAGAUCAAAUCAUGAUGUUGCACUAAGUUGGCUUACGCUGUUUUAGUAUGCCUAUUUUUGUUAUUUAUUUUUUUUUAAAAGGUGUAUGAGUGGGCAGUUGGCAAACCACUCAACGGUUUGUUUCACCCCACUGGAAAUACUAUUCCCCACCGUCAGCCCAUAACCACAAUCCUCCAGCGUGGGACAGCAUCACCCUAAUAUUUUGUUGGCACUUUGCUAUCAUAGCCCAUAGCGGAGCGCUAGUCCUGGCAAGGACUUUUACUCUACUGAAUAUGUGAAGACAGUGUUACAAAUUCAUCCUCACCUUAUGGUAUUUGCGAUGGAAAUUGCCUUCAUUGCAAUAAUGGAGGUGCCGCUCAGCAGUCCUGCGCCAGUGUGCCUGACUUCUGCAGUAUGUCGGUGGACGCCAGCCACUGUGGAUUCAUAACAUAUUGUAGCCCCACAUCCGCCCACGGUAAUGACGGUGUCGACGUGUGUGUGACGUCACGCAAAAGACGCGCACGCACGUUUUAGGGUCAGGGGCCGGUUAUGGCCAUUCAGAUCUGCAGGAGCGUUAUUUAAACUAAUUUUUCCUUUUACUCAUUGCCCUGUCGUGGUUUCCCUUUGCUGUUCAUCCAAAAGUGUGUUCCUGAUCGUAUUAUUCUGGUUUUUGACUUUGGUUUUGUUUUGACUUCCCUGAUUUCUGGUAUCCUUGACUUUCGGCUUUCCCUCUUGUCUCCUUCUGUAUCCCUGACCUCGGCAAGUAUUCUGACUAUUCUUGGAUACAUUAAGUCUGGACAUUCUAAGGUCCAGUUAAACGUUAUCCUUAGUCCUAGGUGGGAUAUAAUUCUGCGUGCUGGAUCAACUAGUAAUCAUGACAGACAGGAACUCUGGAACAAGGUACUGAAAUGUGAAUAGCUCUAUUCCCCCAGUAACUGGACAACACACAGUUCUGGGAGUACAACUGGUUUAUUCAGCACAAACACAGCCUUUUAUGCACUGACCCCCAGCAUGGGGUCUCCAUAAAAAAUAUACACAAGCUCCUACCAGAUGACCCACAGUCUGAGGGAUAAUUGAGUCAAAACUGAGUAACUCAAUUAUCUCUCAGUUACAGAAAAAAUACAAAAACAUCCCAAAAACAUAUUCAUAUUUUACAGGAAUCCAUCAAGUUAAUGUACCGCUGCCUAUGUUUGAGAGACAAACAUGUCAGGCACUGGACCACGUGCAUUUGGUUAUACAAAUGGCGGCCACCCAGGGAAAGCACUUGAGUAAUUACUGAAUUUGUGGUUAAAAGCCAGGGGAGGUAUAAAAAUGGGGUACAGACAACCAAACACAAGAGAAUGAUGUCUGCUACAUACCAGGAAAAACAACAGAGAGAACGUGGACAAUGGGCAACCCACUUACACUCCAUACAGACCAACUAGUCCACAUACACACUGCCUGCUGGCACCUUAGAAACAGCAAGCAUCAGCUCUCCAGCUGCAGCAUCAGUAGGCAGGCACGGUGGGCAGGUAUGGAGAUCUUCCGUUACGUGCGAUGGUCAGGUUCCUAGCGCUUGUUAGAUCCGGGUAUGGCAGCUGGUACUUCCCAAACUAGAAUCUCUUCUAUCUGGCAGUAACUAGGUAUAGGUCAUGAAAGGGUACAGGGAAGCAGCGCCUUCUGGGUGUCCUCAAACUCAUAUGGUGGUGAGUCAGUAUGGAAAAUAUAAGGACAAAAAAACUGAAUAUAGUGUAGUAUAUUCUAUAUGUGGUGAGGUAAACUAAGAAUAAUGCCACUUACAAUUUUCUGGAGCUUAUGUUCAGCUCCAGAUAUAUGCGCCUGGGCGGUAUGAUCCCCGCCUGUGGAUAUGUCGCUCAGCUUGUUCCUUGUAGAUGGUAGGUCAGGAUCAAGCAUCCGAGUGUCGAGUGUUCACGGGUAUUUUCCUCCAAAUUGCAGUAUCACAGAUAUUCACCAAGUACAUAAAAUGAGAAUAAAAACAGUAAAUAGUGCUUUCUGUUUUGUUGUUAUAAAAGCAAAAUAAAAAGAGGUAUACUCACCGAAGGUUAAUCCUCAACCUAAGACUGUAACCGUGGAAGCGUGCAGAAGCCAAACACAGAGAGAUGGACACAGGUAUUCAGGAAGUAAGAGGCCUUUAUUCACGUACCGAUCGGGUCUCAGAUGAACUCCUGUUCCAAAAAUAUCUGAGCCCUGAACACAUGGAGUACAUUCAUUAUAUAGUAACAUAGCUCCUCCCAUAAUUAGCUACGCCCACACAUACCCUUAACCAAUCAAUGAACAGAGUCUAAACUCGUCCAUCCGGUCUAACGUGGCUUAUCUGAAACAAAGGAGAAGGGAGCGUAAUUCCAGUUCCUGCAUUCCUGCACAUGCUCAGUACAUUGAUGACAGUAUCUUAGCUACGUGUAACUAACUAACUAAUAUUACAAACACAUAUACCUACAUAUACCACGUGGCAAUCUUGGCCUACUAAACUUUAAUUCUACCGGAAUUCCAUCACAAGACAAUGAAAACAGUUUGAAGAAGUGUGACUGUUAUAUACUUUUACACUGAAACCACUUUACGAAGCUAAAGUUGAGCUGGUUCAGAGUGUCCAUUUAAAAUAUAAAGAUCAAUGGUAUCGGUAUUGGUGCCACAGCUCAAAUGAUUCUGCACAAUAAGGUGAAGAAAUAGAAGAUGAAAAUAUUUUUCAUGAAAUGCGGGCUCUUAACCAGUUAUUUUCUUAACCAGUUAUUUUGUUAACUCAGGGUACAGAUGUAUUUCCAGUCCUGACAUUUGUUCUGAAUGAUCCAAAAUAUUUCCCUGACCCAUUUACCUUUAACCCUGAUCGCUUCUUGGAUGAAAAUGGAGAUUUUAAGAAGAACGAGGCCUUCAUGGCUUUCUCUGCAGGUAUGAUCAUAAACUGGGAAAAAUUAAGCUAAAUAUAUUCAUUGUUAUAACAUUAUGAAUCCAUCCAACAAAUGUUAGACAGGGAGAUAACAGACAAAACCAGAUGUUAUCUGAAAAAGAACCUUUUGUCCACUUACAAAGGAGGUGUGAAUAUUUGUACAUAUGAUCAAUGUAAAACAGUGAUUAAUUUAAAGAAGAACUCUCACUUUCCCCGAUUUUUAACAUUAUGUUUACUUAACCCUAUAUCUAUUAAAUAUGUAUUUGUCCGGUUGAAAAUAAAAUUAAAUAUAGAAAUCCACCCCUCUUUAUCCUGCAACUGGGCGCCUCCAUCUUAGCUCCCUGUCAAUCAUUGUUAUUAGCUCCGCCCUUUACACCUGGCAGUCAGUAUAGAGAGAGCCACCUCCAUCUUAGCUCCCUGUCAAUCAUUGUUAUAAGCUCCACCCUUUACACCUGGCAGUCAGUAUAGAGAGAGCCACCUCCAUCUUAGCUCCCUGUCAAUCAUUGUUAUAAGCUCUGCCCUUUACACCUGGCAGUCAGUAUAGAGAGAGCCGCCUCCAUCUUAGCUCCCUGUCAAUCAUUGUUAUAAGCUCCGCCCUUUACACCUGGCAGUCAGUAUAGAGAGAGCCGCCUCCAUCUUAGCUACCUGUCAAUCAUUGUUAUAAGCUCCGCCCUUUACACCUGGCAGUCAGUAUAGAGAGAGCCGCCUCCAUCUUAGCUCCCUGUCAAUCAUUGUUAUAAGCUCCGCCCUUUACACCUGGCAGUCAGUAUAGAGAGAGCCGCCUCCAUCUUAGCUCCCUGUCAAUCAUUGUUAUAAGCUCCGCCCUUUACACCUGGCAGUCAGUAUAGAGAGAGCCGCCUCCAUCUUAGCUCCCUGUCAAUCAUUGUUAUAAGCUCCGCCCUUUACACCUGGCAGUCAGUAUAGAGAGAGCCACCUCCAUCUUAGCUCCCUGUCAAUCAUUGUUAUAAGCUCCGCCCUUUACACCUGGCAGUCAGUAUAGAGAAAGCCACCUCCAUCUUAGCUCCCUGUCAAUCAUUGUUAUAAGCUCCGCCCUUUACACCUGGCAGUCAGUAUAGAGAGAGCCGCCUCCAUCUUAGCUCCCUGUCAAUCAUUGUUAUAAGCUCCGCCCUUUACACCUGGCAGUCAGUAUAGAGAAAGCCACCUCCAUCUUAGCUCCUUGUCAAUCAUUGUUAUAAGCUGCGCCCUUUACACCUGGCAGUCAGUAUAGAGAGAGCCACCUCCAUCUUAGCUCCCUGUCAAUCAUUGUUAUAAGCUUCACCCUUUACACCUGGCAGUCAGUAUAGAGAGAGCCACCUCCAUCUUAGCUUCCUGUCAAUCAUUGUUAUAAGCUCCGCCCUUUACACCUGGCAGUCAGUAUAGAGAGAGCCACCUCCAUCUUAGCUCCCUGUCAAUCAUUGUUAUAAGCUCCGCCCUUUACACCUGGCAGUCAGUAUAGAGAGAGCCACCUCCAUCUUAGCUCCCUGUCAAUCAUUGUUAUAAGCUCCGCCCUUUACACCUGGCAGUCAGUAUAGAGAGAGCCGCCUCCAUCUUAGCUCCCUGUCAGUCAUUGUUAUAAGCUCCGCCCUUUACACCUGGCAGUCAGUAUAGAGAGAGCCGCCUCCAUCUUAGCUCCCUGUCAAUCAUUGUUAUAAGCUCCGCCCAUUACACCUGGCAGUCGGUAUAGAGAGAGCCACCUCCAUCUUAGCUCCCUGUCAAUCAUUGUUAUAAGCUCCGCCCUUUACACCUGGCAGUCAGUAUAGAGAGAGCCACCUCCAUCUUAGCUCCCUGUCAAUCAUUGUUAUAAGCUCCGCCCUUUACACCUGGCAGUCAGUAUAGAGAGAGCCGCCUCCAUCUUAGCUCCCUGUCAAUCAUUGUUAUAAACUCCACCCUUUACACCUGGCAGUCAGUAUAGAGAGAGCCGCCUCCAUCUUAGCUACCUGUCAAUCAUUGUUAUAAGCUCCGCCCUUUACACCUGGCAGUCAGUAUAGAGAGAGCCACCUCCAUCUUAGCUCCCUGUCAAUCAUUGUUAUAAGCUCCGCCCUUUACACCUGGCAGUCAGUAUAGAGAGAGCCACCGCCAUCUUAGCUCCCUGUCAAUCAUUGUUAUAAGCUCCGCCCUUUACACCUGGCAGUCAGUAUAGAGAGAGCCACCUCCAUCUUAGCUCCCUGUCAAUCAUUGUUAUAAACUCCACCCUUUACACCUGGCAGUCAGUAUAGAGAGAGCCACCUCCAUCAUAGUUCCCUGUCAAUCAUUGUUAUAAGCUCCGCCCUUUACACCUGGCAGUCAGUAUAGAGAGAGCCGCCCCCAUCUUAGCUCCCUGUCAGUCAUUGUUAUAAGCUCCGCCCUUUACACCUGGCAGUCAGUAUAGAGAGAGCCUCCUCCAUCUUAGCUACCUGUCAAUCAUUGUUAUAAGCUCCGCCCUUUACACCUGGCAGUCAGCAUAGAGAGAGCAUAGAGAGAGGAGGAGACAUGAAACAAUGUGUCUAUUUCUUCUCUUCAUGCACAAUGUUUUUCAUGGCUUUGUCUUGUCUGAACUGGAUUAUGGUGUAAUUUGUUAAAUCCUUAAUAAGAAUUUAAGAGGAAAUGGUACGUAACAAAAAAAAAACUUAAAGUUAAAGGUAAAUUUCUGUUCAAUGGUGUAAAGUCAAGAGAAACAACAAUUCAAAAUUAGAGAAUAGACAUGCUUUGGAAGCAAUUUUAAUCGUAUAUAUUGUAUGUUUUUAUUAAAAUUUGUAAUGUACUAUGUAUUGUAUUUCCAUUUGCAAAUUAGGAAAUUAAUUUUUAUUAACUCAUGUCGAGUUCAGACUCCAUCACCUGUAUACUGUGGAUGUAGCAUCGGAUGGGUUUUGUUUGAGGUCCUGGUAAAGGUCACGGGUUCAUUCACCUUUCCAUUUAGCUCUUCUUGCUUAAAAUAAUCAUGGAUUGCACUAAUUGAGCUCUUUGUGUUGCCUAGGGAAACGAGUCUGCCUCGGGGAGAAUCUUGCCCGUCUAGAAUUGUUUAUUUUCAUCACUACCCUUUUGCAGCAUUUUGAUAUCAGUACUCCAGAAAAUCCAGAGGACAUGGACAUCACCCCUCAGAUGGUGGGCUUCUCCAAUAUCCCCAAACCAUACAAUAUCAGCUUCAGUCCACGAUAAACCAGUAAUGGAAACAUGUGAAGAACAAAGUAAUUAUUGAAUAUUACAGCAGAAUAAUCAAACUCCAAAAAAAACAACAACAGAGAGAGCUGAUAAUAUAAAACAAAUUAUGUUAUUCUUUAGUAUUUUUAUUUAGAU